Messenger RNA from Pyrenophora tritici-repentis Pt-1C-BFP, 363 nucleotides. The record is from RefSeq and is a predicted model, not a curated record. NCBI's taxonomy places the organism in Eukaryota, Fungi, Ascomycota, Dothideomycetes, Pleosporales, Pleosporaceae.
AUGGCAAGCCAACCAGACUGGAACGCAACCGAAUUUCCCUGCACUCUCACCGCCCUCCGCGCCCUCUCCGUUGACGCAGAACUCUCACCCCUCGUCUGGCGCUCCUUUUCCCUCACCACCCCCUCCAAUUCCACAUCGGACCCCGCACCCUCAAAUCCCAACAGCACCAACUCCGACGCCGAAACAUCAGUCCUCAAAGUAAACUACGCUGCCACCACAAACCGCAUGCUACGUGUCGCUGUAAACGGCUUCAUAGAAAGCAUCGGCGUUGUUAUCGGCGUGAUGAAGGAUUUGGAUACGGAUGUUGUUUAUGAGGCGACGAGAGAGGGGCUGGAUGGGGUGCAGGGGUUGAAGGUGGGGUGA